AGCCGACAUCUGAUUAUUUUUACUAUUUACCAGUAUCUUCGCCGCUCGCGUACACACGCGCGCGCGCUACUUUUUCAUACCAGUUCGUAAAAGUUCUACUCUAACACCAUGUCCGGCCGUGGAAAAGGCGGUAAAGUCAAGGGAAAGGUCAAGUCCCGUUCCAACCGCGCCGGUCUGCAGUUCCCCGUGGGCCGUAUACACAGACUGCUGAGGAAGGGCAACUACGCCGAGCGCGUCGGCGCCGGGGCGCCCGUCUACCUCGCCGCCGUGAUGGAGUACCUGGCCGCUGAAGUUCUCGAGUUGGCAGGAAACGCGGCACGCGACAACAAGAAGACCAGGAUCAUACCGAGGCAUCUCCAACUGGCGAUCCGCAACGACGAGGAGCUGAACAAACUCCUCUCCGGUGUGACCAUCGCACAGGGCGGCGUGCUGCCGAACAUCCAAGCGGUACUGUUGCCCAAGAAGACAGAGAAGAAGGCCUAAGAGGUCGUUCGCAAGCAAGUUCGUGUGUUCGUUCACACUCGCUCAUUAAGAAAAGGCCCUUUUCAGGGCCACAAAA
Messenger RNA from Bicyclus anynana (squinting bush brown), 559 nucleotides. RefSeq names its product histone H2A. Bases 109 to 483 code for a protein of 124 amino acids. Gene Ontology annotation, molecular function: DNA binding; structural constituent of chromatin; protein heterodimerization activity. The record is from RefSeq and is a predicted model, not a curated record. Lineage: Eukaryota; Metazoa; Arthropoda; Insecta; Lepidoptera; Nymphalidae. The transcript has a single exon. Gene Ontology annotation, cellular component: nucleosome.